Heterocephalus glaber (naked mole-rat) is the source of this 1582-nucleotide messenger RNA. RefSeq names its product transmembrane protein 95 (gene Tmem95). The record is from RefSeq and is a predicted model, not a curated record. Gene Ontology annotation, biological process: fusion of sperm to egg plasma membrane involved in single fertilization. NCBI's taxonomy places the organism in Eukaryota, Metazoa, Chordata, Mammalia, Rodentia, Bathyergidae. Gene Ontology annotation, cellular component: sperm plasma membrane; acrosomal membrane.
CCCUGUAAGUUCCUUGGGCCCCAGCUCUACCCCAGCCUUGGAUGGAGCGGUGGCAUUGUUCUGGAACUCUCCAGAAAUUCCAACUGUUCCAGAACACUCAAGAACCUCUUAGGCAAAAGGCUGGAACCUGAUCACACAGCACUCUGAGGUCUUUCUAGCCCAGCUUGGGACAGUUCCCACUCUGUCCUCAGCAGGCUUCAUGUGGAUGCUGGCACUAGGUGGGGUUUUCCUGGCACCCGCCCAGGCCUGUAUCUUUUGUCGCCUCCCAGCCCAUGACUUGUCAGGCCGUCUCGCUCAGCUCACCAGCCAGAUGGAGGCCCAGUGGAAGGAAUGGGCCUCCCCAGACUUUUCAGCCUUUGCCUUAGAUGAGGUGACAAUGAACAAAGUCACAGAGAAGACUCACAGAGUCCUGAGGGUCAUGGAGAUCAAAGGGUCCAUUUCCUCCCUCCCUUCAUACUGGCAAUGGCUGUUAAAGACCAAGAUCCCUCAGUACAUCAGGGAAGCUCUCUGUGCCCCCACCUGCAGGGGCAGCACUACUCUGUACAACUGCUCCACUUGUGAGGGCACCAAGGCCUCCUGUUGGCCCAGAAAACGCUGCCUCCCAGGAAGUCACGAUCUGUGGGAAGCCAGGAUCCUGCUCUUAUCUGUCUUCGGAGCUGUCCUGCUACUGGGUGCUCUGAGCCUCCUGGUGGAAAACCAUCACCUCCAAGUAAAAGGUGACUUGUGAAGAUGCUGACAACCUCCCCACCUCCAGCUCUGAGGAAUGUGUACCCACAAUUUCCACAUCCUUUGGGGGAAUCAGCCAUUCCUUAAUACCAGCUCCAAAGACUCAAUCUUCCAGACCCUACAACCUAGAUGUCCCAAGACCAAUUCCAGCAUCAGAUGGCCUCCAAAAACCUGGGUAUCCACAUCUGGAAAGUUCCUCCCCCACUGGCCCUUGACCAAUCUGACGGGGCAGUGGGCCACGCCAGGAAAUUAUCUACAGAAGGAAAGAAUCCCCUGCACGCACCAACCCCCAUCCCACACCCACUCUGCCCAUUCCCGGAAAGCAGGGCCUGUCUACCCCAGAAUCGCCUCUGGGCCCUCCCAUGACUGAUUGGGAAUCCGGGAAUAAGAGUUCUGGAAAACUCUCUCCUUCUGGAGUGAGCCCACAACAGUCAGCCCACUGGCACGCUGUCUGUCCAUUGUGUUAACACUGUGCAGCCCUGGCUUCCUACAGAGGCCUCCCUCCUGCUGGACCCAAGUAAAACUGCUCUUCAAUGCUUGCCACCUCUGCUUGGCUUCUGCACUGGAGAGGGCAGAGAGGGUACUGGAGGCUCUCAGUGUGGUGCAGGGAUUUGAACUGGGGUGAUUUAGCACCCUGGUAGACAUUUAGCAAUGUCUGGAAACAUUUUGUAUUGUUUUGAUUGGGAGGCUGUACUACUGGCAUUUAGUGAGUAGAGAAAAGGGGAUGCUUUAACAUUCUACAACCCACAGAAAGUCCUCACAACAAAAAAUUAAUCUGCCUAAACCAGGCGUGGUGGCACACUUGUAAUCCCAGCACUUGGGAGGCUGAGACAGGAGGAUUGCCAUGAGUUCAAGG